AUGGCUACUCUCAACUACACUCUGCCGAUUGACUCAUGGGUCUUGGUCACUGGAGCCAAUGGCCACAUUGCCUCCCAGGUUAUCGACGCAUUCCUCGCCAAAGGGUACAGAGUACGCGGCACUGUACGCUCGGAGAAGCCUUGGUUGGUGGAAGGGUUCCAAGCCAAAUACGGCUUGGGUAGGUUUGAGACAGCGAUAGUACCCCGGCUGGAAGAUGAAGGGGCGCUGAAUGGCUGCGUGCAAGACGUUGCUGGUAUUGUCCAUGUGGCAUCAAACAUGUCCUACCGACCCAAUCCAAGCGACGUGAUUCCCGGGGUAGUGGCAGCAACCAUGAACGUGAUGACCGCGGCAAACAAGACCCCGUCCGUCAAGCGGGUAGUUCUUACCUCCUCGGUGGUUGCCGCCUUUCCGGUCCUGGAUGAUGCAGUUGGACUGGCGGACAAGACGGUAGACGCGACCACCUGGAACACUGCAGCCGUAGCCGACGCAUGGAAUCCAGACACACCCGAACACAUGAAACCCAGUGUGAUCUAUGCCGCGGCCAAAGUCGAGGCUGAGCGUGGUGCAUGGACCUGGAUGGAGGAGCACAAGCCGCAUUUCAUCCUCAACACUGUCCUCCCCAAUAUGAACUUUGGCAAAAUACUUUUUCCUGAGCACCAAGGUUCCGCAAUGCGUUUUACACGCAUGAUGCUGGAUGGAAACGAGUUGAUUAUGAGAGUGGCUCGACCACAAUGGUAUGUCGACGUCGAGGACACGGCGCGGCUUCACGUCGUAGGGCUACUCGACCCGAACGUGCAGUCCGAACGGCUUUUUGCUUGCGCAGCUCCAUUCGCCUGGGCUGACGUGGUGCAGAUCUUGCGUGAGCUCCAGCCACAAAACACCCAAAUUCCCGAUGCACUUGGUGAGGUGCAAGAGAAAUUUCACGUUGUGGCUUCAGCCCGAGCCGAGCAACUCCUGCGAGCCUUCUACGGUAAGGACAGAUGGACCCCACUAAAGGAGUCAUUGGCGAAGGGCAUUGAGGGAUAG
This is a messenger RNA of Aspergillus homomorphus CBS 101889, 1026 nucleotides long. RefSeq names its product putative aldehyde reductase. The record is from RefSeq and is a predicted model, not a curated record. The transcript is spliced from 5 exons. NCBI's taxonomy places the organism in Eukaryota, Fungi, Ascomycota, Eurotiomycetes, Eurotiales, Aspergillaceae. The coding region runs from base 1 to 1026 and encodes 341 amino acids. Gene Ontology annotation, molecular function: oxidoreductase activity, acting on the CH-OH group of donors, NAD or NADP as acceptor.